AUGUCAAAAGUCCAUAUCCCAUAUGGCACAGUAUCAAAAGUCCAUGAAAAUGCUACUGUGCAAGAGCACAGGUGCAAUUACAGUGACUGCUGCUUCUCAUCCUCUCCUUGGGCCAUCCUGGAGGGACAAGUGGAAAGAAAUGGGGAGGUGGGAGAGAGACUGUCAGAUGCCUGGGAGCAGUACAGAAGAGAAAAGUGGAAUGCCCUGUUCCAGGAGACAAAGAUCGCACUCUCUAAUUCCCCACUCUACCAGUAUCUGCAGGAUUUGGGACACACCGACUUUGAAGUAUGCUCAGCUGUGUCACAGAAGGCAGAGCAAUGUGCAGCAGAGGGAGGCCAUCAAGAAUGGACUGCUCAUGCUGCCCAGAAACAAGGCAUCCUGUCAAAACUAGCUGAGUCCUUUAGAAGUUGGUUUCCUUUUCCACAGUAUAAGAAAAAUAAUGACAUUCUUCACCGACUGGAUGUUGGAUUUCGAUUUGACACACUCCGUACCAUCCUGGAACAGGAAGUUCUGCUGCAGGAGGAUGUGGAACUGAUUGAGUUGCUUGACCCCAGUAUCCUGUCUGCAGGGCAGUGCAAGCAACAGGAAAAUGGACAGCUUCCAACACUACGCUCCCUAGCAACUCCUAAUAUUUGGGAUGUCUCACUGUUGCUUGCCUUUGUAAGUGCACUGCUUAUGCUUCCUUCGUGGUGGAAGGAAUCAUCUUGGCUGCUGUGGGGACUAGUUCUGCUUGUCUAUGCCAUCUUACGAGUUUGGGGCACAUGGAGGACAGCCAAGCUGCAAAUGUCCCUGCGAAAAUACUGCCUUCAGCUGGAAGAAACAGUGGCAAAUAGCCGAGCUUUUACUAAUCUUGUGAGAAAAGCUCUGCGACUCAUUCAAGAGACUGAAGUCAUUUCCAGAGGAUUUACCCUGGUCAGUGCCGCUUGCCCAUUUAAUAAAGCUGGACAGCAUCCUAGUCAGCAUCUUAUUGGUCUCCGGAAAGCUGUUUAUCGAUCUGUCAGAGCCAACUUUCGAGCUUCAAGACUGGCUACUCUGUACAUGCUGAAAAACUACCCUCUAAACUCCGAGAGCGACAAUGUGACCAACUACAUCUGUGUAGUCCCUUUUAAGGAGCUGGGGUUGGGGCUGAGUGAAGAGCAGAUGUCUGAAGAGGAGGCACACAAUCUCACAGAUGGCUUCAGCUUGCCUGCGCUCAAGGUUCUGUUUCAGCUCUGGGUAGGGCAGAGCUCAGAAUUCUUCAGGAGACUGGUACUGCUGCUAUCUCCAGCCAAUGCAUCUCCUAAGCCCUUGAUCUCCCCAGAACGUUUGCCUCAUCAUAUUUUUUCUGAUGUGACUCAAGGCCUACCUCAUACACACGCUGCCUGCUUAGAGGAGCUUAAGCGAAGCUAUGAGUUUUAUCGGUACUUUGAAACUCAGCAUCAGUCAGGUUUUGAACGGACAACCAGAACAAAACAGAAGUCAAGAGAGCUGAACAGUCUGCACACAGCAGUUCGCAGCUUGCAGCUUCAUCUCAAGGCACUGCUGAACGAGGUAAUAAUUCUUGAGGAUGAACUUGAAAAACUUGUUAGCACUAAGGAGACGCAUGAGUUAACAACAGAAGCCCAUCAGGUUCUGGAACAAAAACUAAAGUUUAUUCAGCCUCAUAUCCAGGCAAGCAACAGCUGCUGGGAAGAAGCUAUUUCUCAGGUCGAAAAAAUGAAUCGAAGAAACCCAGAUAAAAAAGGCAAACUUGAAGCUUCCUGUGACAACAUACAGCGUUCUACAGUACCUUUAAUACAGCCUGCCCUACACAUUGAAGACAAAGAUCCAAUCCCUGAAGAGCAGGAAUUGGAAGCAUAUGUUGAUGAUUCAGAUAUGGACAAUGAAUGUAAAAAGGAAGAUUUUUACUGCUUUUCCCAGGAAGAGAGAGAGAGACAAAAACGGGAGAGAGAGGAAUCCAAGCGGGUGUUACAAGAAUUGAAAUCUGUACUGGGAUUUAAAGCUUCAGAAGCGGAAAGACAGAAAUGGAAACAGCUGCUAUUCAGUGACCAUGCUGCAGUGAAACCCUUGUCACCUGUAGAACCACUGAAGCUACUAAAUAAUUUGGAAUCACCUAUGAAUUCAGACACAGAAAAUCAGGACUGCAGCCAAAGUUGUGAUAAAUCUGAAGAAAGAGACUCUAAUCUAAAAGUGAAUGUUGCUGAUAAAAGCAGGACAGUAUAUUUGUAUGAAGAUCCUGAGAUGGAGAAAAACAAAGACGGUACUACUGAUGAAAGUAUUUCUACAGGGGCUGACAAAAGAACGUAUUAUCAGUGUGAAGGGGAAGGAGAAGAACUCACGCGGAGUGAUGUGGAUGGAGUGGAGGUUUCACAGCCUCCCUUUCAGGAUGCAUUGCAUUCAAAAAUCAAGCAUAGGCUGGCCCAACUCCAUAUAUCAACAGAUUUUAACUUCACAUCUGGUCUGGCUGCUCAAGUUGCUGCCAGGUCUCUUACUUUUACUACAAUGCAAGAACAGACUUUUGAAGAUGAUGAGGAUGAGGAGGAAGAAGAGAAGAUUCAGGAGAAUGAAAACCUUAUGGAAGAGUGUGAGAAUGAAGACAGAGGCUCUGAAAAUGAAGAAAAAGUACAGGUCUGACCUGAACUUUGUUAGGCCAACAGCAGAUGAUUUGAUAGAAAUACCUAAGGUGGGGGUUUGAAGAUGAAAAUACUGAAUGGAAAAAUGGAGACCUAAAUGUAAUACAUCUUGUUCCCUAAGUAUGCUACGCUAAAUAGGACUUCUAAGUAUAUUGAGAAUUUGCAGGUAAGAGGAAUUUAGGCUGCAUCCAAAAAAUAAUUGGCUGUUGCCCCUUGAAGACCUUAGUGGUGGAUUUUGGAAUUUACCUUAAUGUUUUCUGCUUUAUUUAUUUAUAUUAUAAUGUGUUUUUUUCUAAAAAUAAGGAAAAAUAAUGUAUUGAAUUUCAACAGACUCCGUUUUUUGCUUUUUGACUCUGUGGUCAUGGUAUCAAUGUUAGUUCCAACAAAAAAGCCAGGAGGCUUCUUUUGGAAGAACCUGAACUGAUCCCUGUGAUCUUCCUCCACCCCGUUUGUUUCACUUCUUGUGUCUGCAGUGCACUGGUUAAAUCACCGUAGGCAUUUUGUGAUUCUGUAGCCAGUGAUGCUCCCAACUAAAAUGUAGAAUUUUAAAUAAAAACAUGAAAGAGCUAGUGUUUCAUGUGUCCUGGGAUAUGGGGCUGAAAUAUACUAAGUUAGUCAUGCUUCAUAUUAAGGUUUGUUUAGAAUUUUAUGAAGGGUUAAUAAAUGAUUUCAAGAUGUUGUAAUUCAUGUUAGAGAAAUAUGUAGUAUAUGUUAGAGAAGGCUAUAAACAUGUCAGUAGAAAGUACUAGUAUAGAUAGCUAAAAGCUAUCUGUUGGAUUGAUAAUAGAUGAGAAUUAAAUAGCUAUUUAUUAAAACAGCUAUUAAUUAUUUGUUAACCUUUUGUAAAUUGAACCUUAAUAUGUUUGAUUUAUAUCAUUUGCACAGGGUUACAGUUUGUUUAUUGUACAUUUGUGUUUAUGUCCUGAAAUAAUUUUCUUAAAGCUAACUGAGUGCUCCACUUGCAACGUGCCCUACUUUGUUUAAACAGCAUACUUGCUUUUCCCUAAUGUUCUUUCAUUUUUCCUUAGAUCACAGCUAUAACCCGUGUGACUAAGAGUCCAUGAGAGAACAAGAACUGUGUAUUUUCUGAGGUGUAUCUUUUAACCUGUUGACACCUAAGUCUGGAUGUUUGGUAUGAGGUUAUGUGGGUUUUUUUCUUUCUCUGUAGCAGUGAUGUGAGGAGCAGCAAACUCUGGUAUGGCAGAUGGUCAUCCCACAGAGGAGCUGAGCAGUGGUUUCACUGGCUUUUGCCCUCUGAUAUCUUGUGAGGAAAAGGUUCCUCGUCUCUGAUGGUGAGAGAGCAGCCUCUCCAUAUGGAAUGCUUUGCUUGGAUCUGGAUAAAUUUCCAGUCAGAAAUCAUUUCACCCAUUACUUAGGGCGUUGCCUCUUUGAACUCGAUGAUCCUUUAGAAUAAAGGGUAUGGAGAUGCAAGUGGUUCAGAGUACCUUUCCUAGGAUACUGUCGUGGGAAGCGGGGAAGCUGGUGAAGGUCAGCAGGUUGGGGCAGAACCCUUGGCCACAUGUCAGAAAACAAAUCCUUUCUUUCAACUUCCCUUUUUUCUAGUAGUGAUUUCAUAGGAACAGUGUGAGUGUAAAUAUGUGGCUUUCUUCACAGACCAUAAUUGGGUAAAUAACAACUUACAGAAAAGGGAACAUGUGACUCAUUAUUAUUUUCACAAUGUAAUGUCUGUCUUCUCCCUUGCAGACAGCUUUUGGUAAGAGAACGUUUUGACUUGCUUCCAGAUAUAUUGUAUUUUGUGCCCUUAGUUAUGUGUAGGUGGCUUGAAUCUGAAUGGAUGAUGUCUUGCUUAAAAAAAAAAGAAAAAAAAAACUUUUCUCCAUGUAUUCAGAAGCUAAGCCUCCUCUUAGUGGUAGAAUCUGUUUUUCUCUAGGCCUGAAGAGGUUAGGCUAAGAAAAUGAAAUACUACCUUAUUUCCUCCGUGGCAAGCAAUUGUUUUUUUCAAGUCUAGAACCACUGCUUUGGAUAAACUAUAUGUAUUUGUUGUCAGUGCUUCUGAAAAUGAAGUCUUCCUCGUCCUUGACUUGAGAUCUUUGAGUUCACAAAGUGCCCAGAUAUUUUUGUUCCUAGAUAAUUGUUCUCACUGCCUUAUAGUAUAUUCUGUUAAUAAAUAUUACAUGGAAUAUUAUUCCAUGAACUCACCCACCAGUAUCUCAUGACCUGAUGUUGUGUAUCCCAAAAUUUCUUUCUUCUAAAUCUUUCCUGUGGGAUACAAAUCUUAGUUUACAAUGUAGACUGCUAUGAUAAGGACUUGCACAAUGAUCAAGUUUAGGAUAUGAAUUAUCAUUGUACUCAUAGUUUUUGAUAAAGUCAGUAGUAGCAUCAGUACUUAGCACUGCUGCUAAGAUAGACUUCAGAUCUUUCACUCUCAUCCCUCAGCUAGGUCAGUUUGUGGCCAUGUUAUAAACCAGCUCAUUGAGUCCACUCAGGUUAAAAAUAUAACUCUCUCUCUUUUUUUUUUUUUUCCAUCUUAUUUCGAUGUUUACAGCAUGUACCCCAAAACAGCAUAUACCAUGAUGCUAGGGUGAGGCUCAGGAUCUCUAACACUUACAUUAGUGGCAAAGACAGUGUACUGUGAAACUAUAACCUUGACAUUAGACAUGGGUAUGAUCAAAGUAUGAAUUUUUGGAGCAAGUUCUGAUCCUACUUUGAACAAACAGAUUUUUUUACAAGCAAUUUAACUGAUUUACAUGCAAAUAAAAUAGUCUUACUUAAUUCAGUCUUAAAUGUAACAUAUAUGUGCAUGUGGGGUCAUUUGCUCUUUAUUUACUGCCCUCCCUUCAGAAGAAUAUGGCUAACAGUCUACAACACACAAAGCUCAGAUUCCUUUGAUUUGAGAACCAGCUUCCAGCUACACAUACAUAGUCUGUUGUAACCCAGAUUUUCUCAUGAUGAUGUCGUCUGAAAGGACUGUGUGUACAUGCUGCAGAUUCCUUCAAGAACCUGACAGAUUUCUUGGCAAUCUUCAUUUAUUUAUGCAUUUAAAAUAAUACAUAUAUAAACAUACCAGAGCUUGUUUUAGAGCUAAAGAGUUUCAUUAAUAUAUUGAGCAUGUCAAAGUCUGAGUGCUGUCUUGUAUUCUUUGGCUUAUUACUGUAGAGAGGGAUUUUUGUAAAAACAGAGCAUUUACUUCUUAGGACUUUGUAGCUUUUUGAAAUGGGUUAAUCAGGAAAUCCACAGUAAAUGAUUUAUGCCAAAGGAUAUCAGCAGCUAAAAUUCUUUGCAAAGAGCACAGCUAACAAUAAAUGUAUUUUCCAUCAUUCACUUUUAAUUAGCAGCUCUGUGAAGCUGUAAAGAAAUAAGUAGUUAUGUAUGGUUAAAUAAUUGCUUCUUCUCCUGACCUACCUGCAAGGCACUCCAAAGACGAUAUUUGCUUUCAAGAUUGGAUUGCAAUCUAGCACUACAUCUUCUGUGUCACUUAAUUUUACAGUUACAGAGAUAGGUAAAGGCUCAAAUGGAGAAAAAGAUCUAUAAUAAGAACAGUAAUUGCUCCUUUUGUUAACGUAUGCCGUAGUGACAGAAAUGAAACACUAGUGUAAAGGAAGCAGACUGUGAGAAUUACAGACAAUUCAAAAUCUUUCAAAUGGGCUAGAAUGUGCUUGUGUCAACUACAAACAAGAUCAUCAAACGUGAAGGCGUCUGCUGUUGGCUUCAGUAAUAAGACAAUUUCACUCCUGAUAAAGGAUCACUGGAUCUUGCAGUUAAUUAUCUAAAUAUAAGGUGAAGUCCCGGCAGAGUAGCCAGUUAUACUGAGUUUCCAGACUGUGCACUCAGCGCAUCUAUUUUAGCAGGUUGUUAGUUUACAUCGGCAAUUUUAUGUGCAUUUGAAUAGAGAAUUUGUGACAGUUUGUUAAUUUCUUUGCUAGUAAAAAAUCAUCUAAAUGGUGAGCUAUAGAGAGUGGUUGGCCUGCACUGACCUUUGCAAUCCUGUAAUCUAUUCUUUUUUACAGAAACAAAGGCCAAGUAUACUAAACUGCCCUUGUUUAAAAUUCAGCAAAGGGCUGUUACUGCUCCGUAAGUAGCUCAUUGCCAUGUUAACCACUCUAGAAUUUAAAGCUUUUCUUAGUGUCUCAUCUGAAUAAGAGCAGAGAGUGUGAGAACGGUAGAAUGGUUGCGCUUGGUCAGAGUAAAGGGUGGUGCUGCUCUGCAGUCUUGUCUCUGAUAGCAACUAGUAGCAGCUGCUGAGGGAACAGUAUGAAGACAGGAAGAUCAUGUAAUGCUGUUUCCCCCAACUACUUCCCUUGUCCGAGACAAUCUGUGGCUCAGCUCAGGGACUUCCUGAGCCAGUGGUGGUGGCUGCCAGUUUAACAGGCCUUGAUGGAAUUUCCUUUCUAAACUGAACAAGCCCGCUUCUAUCGGUUCUUCCACAAAGGUCAUAUUUUUCAACAUUUCAGUUGCUUUCCUUAAAAAUCUGUCCAGUUUUUGAAGCAUAAUGCCCAGAUUGUGAUGCAGUACUCCAUACGCAACCUCGCCAGUAGAGUAUGGAGUAAUAGUCACCUCACAUAAACCACUGAGCCAUUAAAUUAUUUUUGAGUUCAUCUAGGAACAAAAUCCUUUCAGAAUUUUUACCCCCAACUACUAAGAUGACAAAUGAAAAUAUUUGGUCUGAUGGAGGAGAAAUAUUUAUUCGCUGUCAGUAGAAUUUGGUUGGACAAUGUUUUUCUUUGCUAACAAAACAAGAAGUUGUUAAAUCAAAAUGAUCUUCCAACAGCUGCCACCUGGUCUAACAUAAACUAAAGACGCCAAAAAACACUUGUUGAAAUUUCAGCUUGACUUUUCAGAGCUGUUCUGAUCUCUGAUGAAUAAGUAUGUAUCACAAAAUAUAUUAUUGCACAAGAAUCAUGGGAGUGGAUAUAUGGAUAUCAGAGAUCAAACUGAAGGCUUACUUAGCGAAUUUUUAAAAUGCUUGGAAGCAUGCUUUAUUCAUAUUCACGACUUUUGAUGGUCUCAUCUAUAUGUUUUUAUUUUACCAUCUUGAAUUUUAAAUUUAAAAAAAAAAAUUCUCCUUGAUUUAAUUGACUUGGAAAUUUGUGCAGUAAUCAGGUAAGUGGUAAUGGUACGGUGAUGACAAGUGAUAAUAAGACCAGGUUCAUAGGUAGGGGUGAUAUCUACCUACCUAUGAACUUUGCUUUGUAAACAGAUGCAGCAAUACAGUUUGAGCUACAGAUACUCAGUAUAACCGUUUUAGAUACUCUGUCUGACCUUGCACCUGGCCAUCUCUAAGCUACAGACAGGUUGUAAGAAUAAAAUUUGACCCAACUGUUUGAAUGCUCUGUUAGCCCAUUUUACACUUUCUGAAUUUGACAAAAGAUUCUGAAGAAGUGACUAUAAUUUAGUAGAUGAGGGAAAAAGGGAUUGUUUCUUUGUUACAAAGUGGCUUCUUUUAUAAGGGUUGAAUGCAACCAAAUUUUGAAUACUUUCACUCCUAUGAAAAUAUAAAAGAUGUCAGAUGAAGAGGGCACACAGGCAAGCCCAUAAAAACACAUUAACAGUAGCUCAUGUCAGAUACCUAUAUACAGCUCAUUAGAUAGCUUUAGGAUACUUUUUAAAGAACUUACAUUUCAGGUUAAGAGAUAAGAUGUCUUUUUGUAAAUACACUUACUGAUGUAAGUAGUAGUAGUUAUAAGAGCAACUUAGAAUAACUGUAGAGACUGAUUUAGUAUUACUAUUUUCACACUGCUUGUGAUUCAUAACAAUGCCCCAGGUGAUACUGUACAAGAGAAGGAUACGAGGUUUCCUCCCUCAGUUUACUAUCUAAGCAGUAGAGGCAAGGCAGUUAGUGUAUUGAGAAUGUUGCUUAUCAUCCCGUGCCAUGAACCACUAUCUUACUUUGCCCUCUCCUUCUUAGACUGUACAUGUUCUGGGAUAAAGCCUGUCUUUGCUGUGGAUCAAGCAGGUCCUGACUGGAGUUUCUGUGACACAAACGUUAAACGUUUAUAAGGAGUGACAAGAGUCCAGGGAAGGACAAACCAAGGGACUAACGUGGUGGUAAUGGUUGAAUUGAUCAUGUCACUUGUAGGUUUUUUCCUUGUAUUUUUUGGAUAGAUAGAAAGAAGUUUCAUGGGUAGAGAGAAAUAAGUUUUUAAGGAUUGUUUUGGACAAGAUAGCGUUAACGUAACAAACUGGAUCAGGGAGGGAGCUCCAUUUUUGAGGACAUUGUAAAAGAUGCAGAGAAGAGAGCUCACACCUAAAGGCAUGGUGAAUAGUGCAGCUUGAACUAUUUGUGAGGAGAGGGCUAAACGCUCAUGGCCAGCGCUGUCAGAAAUGUGCUGUGGUUUAUUUCAUCCUUUAUAAACAUGAUCAGCCUAUUCUGACCUUUAUAACUUGUUAGUUUUUAUUCUUAAGGCUUCACAGACAGUCUUCUUUAGGGAAUGUAGUCCAGGCAUCCUCUAGACUGGGCUGCAUGGGUCCUCUGCUGUGCACUCUCAGUCCCUCCUUUAGGCUGGCUUUUGCAACCAUACAGUAAUUUAGGGCUGAAAAUGCAUCACUUCUUUAGCUUUCAGCUGGGCUGUCUCCCUCAACUGACUCAUCAUGUGAUUGAAAGAGCACUAAUACCAGCUCAGGGGAGAAGGAGGGAAUACAUGUCUAGCAAAAAGAAAGAAGGCUAUAGCUCAAAUAUAAGUCAGUUUGAAGUAUGUCAUUAAUGUUUACAUGCUGUGAAGUACAUCAUUAGUGUCCAUACUAAAGCAGGAUAAACUCAACUCUAUACGUUGCUUCCCUCACCUCCGUAUUUUCUGUUGAAUAAUGAUGAUGCCACCCAUUAUUUUCCUAAAUCAUUUUGACUUCUCCCUCUUUUUUGCUCUUCAUGCCUAGGCUGUCUAAGACCUGUUGUGUCUUACUCUAUAGGGUCUCUAGGAUGUGUUUAUUAUACUGCCAGUCAAACCAAAAUUAUCAGGCAAGUCUUUUUCUCUUCUCUGAACACUGUUUCCACAUUUCUGGUCUCUGUGACACCCACAGUCCUUUGCCUUUACUGCUGCUCUCAGGGGUUUCAGAUUUUAAAAUAAUACAUAUUUUUUUCUUAUGUGUUUGUAACACAACUUGAUUCUUCUGUACCUUUCAGCACUUGAAUGACUAGGUUUAGAAAUGUAUAUUGAAUUUCUCAAUUGACUUGAUUUAGCAAGCUAACUGCAAGCUAUCCUGCAGAGAACUGAAACAGAAGAUGGAUACUAUAAUGGGGAGUGUUGCAGUCAAAACAGAAAUAAUAAUGUGUUUCAGCUCAAAUUUAUACCACCUUUUUCUUUGUGUUGGCUUUUAUAAGUAUUUCUGGUUUGCUGAAAAACAUAGGUUGUAUUUUAGAAAUAAUUACAAUUGUAGCACAAAGUCCCAAAAUGAGUAUGUUACUUGUGCACGGGUCAGGCCAACAAAUCUUCAUAUUUAAAGACUGCUUCCUGACCUUCUCCAGCUGCAUGAAAGAGAACAGAGAAUAACUUCAAGUUCCCAAAUAGAAAGUGACCAAUGCUUUCCUUUAUUUCUUGCUAUUAAGAAGAGACCCGUUCCUAAAUAAACAAAAAGAGAAAAAUCAGUGCUUAAAAUCACUCUUCAGUAGUCAUUACUAACAGAGGAUCAGCCAUUUCAUCUGGAUAGUAGCACCGUAAAUGAGAGGCUGUUUAUGAUGUUUGAUGUGUGUGUUCCUUAAAUAAAAUAAAAGGCUUUUUAUGUCCAGUUACACAAUUUUAUAUUUACUCUGGGAUGAAGGCCAGAAAUCCAUGAAUUGUCCCCAGGAUCUUUCAUCCAAAGUCACAGAUGGUCAAAUUUAAACGAGUCCAAGCUGUCAGUUUCUGUGCAGCUCAGUAUGCCAUUGUACUCAAAGUUGUUAAUGUCCUAAUGUAAAUGUUCACAGACAGCAAUGAGCUAGUGAGCUCGUGAGCUCUAGAUCUGGAAAGGUUGUAGAGAUCUGGCCCUCAUAGAUUAGUGCUAAGUGAAACUUAUACAGGACCAGGAAGCCUCAAAAGUGCUCUUUGGGCUAUUGACCUUGUCUUCCUCUAAAGCAGGCAUCCAUGUCAUAUUCAAUCCUACUCGUAAAUGUAUUCCGCCUUCUUUGUAAGCUAUACAAGCCAAACUCUUUUUUUUCUCUCCUAUUUUACUAUCCUGUAAUGUACCAGGUAAUGUAUUCCCAACAGAAACAUAAAUAUUAGUGGCCAUACUGAAAAUUACUGGACCUGGGCAUGCAAGUGCUAGAGAGACCCUUCUAGUUUGACCAUUUCUGGAAAUAAUUAUACUGGGAUGAUUGCCUAUGGGAGCACUGAACUAGAUUCAAUGUCUUUGGAGAUAUCUUUCAAACCUGCAGUUUUUGCUGUGUGCAUUCUUUCCUCCAGUGGUGUGUCUUCCUUCUUACCAGUCUUCAGCACUUCUCUAGUAUUCUGCUUCCAACUUCCUAGGAGCUAGGCCACUUUUCGCUUCUUUUCUGAACCUGUUGUUUGAACCUCAUGAAACAGCAGAGCAGAGAGAACCCACACCCAUGCACUGCUAUGCAUUUCUAUCCAUAAACAAAAGUAUUCUUAGGGCUGAUAUCUUGUCUGUCCUGACUUUCCUUCCAGGGAGGUUUGACCUCUUUUUCAGCAUGGCCUCCCUAUUCCUUUCUGGCCUUUAGAGGAUUCCCUUCCAGGAAUCUCCCUCCUCAGUGAUAGCAAGAUGCUAACAUCUCCCCAGCAAGCCUGAUUCUUAGACACAUGUUCCUCAUUACAUGAGCUUUACUUGUUCUUUCCAAAAGGAAGGUGGCACAGUUAAGACUGAGUCUUAGUUGCCCCAAAUAAGCUUGCUUCUUGUUGUGAUAGGGGCUGAAAAUAUGCUCUCCAGCUGCUAUGCCAUUGUGCUUUAGCUCCCCAGCUGCCUAGCCUUGAGCCCUAGAAGCUUUGGGAACUAGCAGUUGUGCUUAAACCUUCCCCGUUCUCCAAGAGCAUGUGUUUUCAGAACAUAAUUGAUACUGAAUCUCCCCUGAAUCAAACCGUUUCCAAAUUUUAUUGAGCAGUAAUAAUGGAUUGUGUCCUAAUUUUAAUCAAAAGGGUGUGAGUGUGUUGUUUGUUUUUUCAUUUUUAUUGUACAUGUACAUUGCCAGGUAUCACACUGAAAACCUUGUCUGGCAAAGAGCUUGUAUAUUUCGCGUAUCAAACUUUACAGUUAUUUACUCAGGAGAUAAAUAAAAACUUAUUUUUUCUUAGAAAGUUAUCUAAUGGCAAGAGAACUGAAUGCUGUUCUACCGAGUAGGCUCUGUGGAGAUACUUAAAAUGCACACUUACUUCACAUCCUUAAUUAGAAAAGCUAUUUAACUUUGUUUUCUCUUAUCAAGGCUUUGCACCUGAGCUGCUGUGAGUGCUUGUCUGUCCAUCUGUCCUAUCUUCAACAUAUACAAAAUACAUAUCCCUCAGCAUUUCCCAGAAUAGGGCCUCAGGGCAGUACGGAUUGUCAAAGGAAACCACAGUGAAAGCAAUGGAUCUUGAUAGGCUGCUGUUUAAUUGGUUAAUAAAUUAAAGUUAAAUAUAAAAGGAAAUGUUUAAAAGAACAAACUACAGUGAGAGACUCCUGGCAGGGCUACAGAGAGAAACUGCAUGUGAUACACUCUGAAGUUCACAGGCACUGAGAAAGAUCCAAAGUUUCUCUUUGGUAUGGAGACAGGAAACACACACCAGACUAGUAGUCUUCAGCAGCUCUUAAAAAAAGAAAAGGAAAAAAAAACAGAACAAACAAACAAUUUUAUCUACAUUUCAUUUCCACAGACUCAGUCCUGCUGUGCUGGUAUAUCAAGCUGUAUGUGAAUCAGUCUGCAUAUCUCUUCCUUUAAGCUCUGUAUAAUGUCAGUCUCUUUCCUUCAACUGCAAGUUCUCAGGGCAAAUCCUCCUUCCACAAAGCAAAAUCCCUCGUGUAUAUACUGAUCUCUGCUAAAUGUGUGGUUUGCACCUAACCUGCCAAUUGCUGACACUGUUUUAAUCCCUGUGCUGAUUAGAUUGGCCUUGAGUAGGUUUAGAUCAGCAGGUGUUUAAAGCAGUUAUGAAGCCUGCAGUCUGUCCAGGUUAAGGCUCCAAGUAUUAGUUUGGGGUCAGCUAUAGGUAAUAGCAGAGAGACGUGAACCACUUGUAUUCGUGGGUUUCUACUGUUUCUUUGGUUUCUUUGUGACAGCGGUUCCUGCCUGUGACAUUUUCCCAAACCCUCUUGUUUCUCUUUUUCUUAUUUUCACAUUUUGCUUCCUUCCUUUCUCCCAUGGAUGUGAAUCAGGACUGAAAGUCUUUUUAGCAUGUUUGAUAAUGUGCAUCACCAUGAUUAUUUUUAACCCUUUUUUAUUUGGGGGGGAGGAGGGGUUGAGUUUCCCCGGUUUCAGAAGUUAGAUCUCUCAAAUUCAGUCCCAUUCACUUUGAAAAUCUUUUUGGUUGCUAAUACUUCUUUAGUGCCUGUAAUAAAACUAUCCCUCACUAUUGUGUGUAUCGUUUUUUCCUCCUUAUCCUGUACUCCUGACAGCUGCCUAGGUGGCCUGGAUAUGGUUUGUCUACCCUUCAAUUCGUAAUGAUUGAAUGGGAGAGGGGAUGCUUUCACAGGGCAGCAUAAAUGCUAUAUCAGCACUGUUGUCUGAUUCUUUUUUAAAUAGAAGUUUAUUUUAUAAUUCCACUUUCCCUUAGAGAUGCACUUCAUUUUAAGCAAUCUUAGCAAUAGUUUGUUUCUGCAGUAUCUUUUGCUGGCUCUUUAGUAUGAGCGCUUUAUUAAAGAACACUAGUUGCUCUUGUCUGUGUAAGUGAUAAGUGAAGAAGGAAUCUUUUUCUGUGUGGCAUAUGCUUCUGGAUGCAUCUUCCCAUAAUUUUUUCAGAGGCCUGUCUGCUGUGCAACCAUGUGGCACUUUUAGCAUCACAUAAAUAGGUAGGUGGGGGCUUAGGGGGAGAAUAUUGUGUCAACUGAGGAGGCUGGUAGCAGGUAGAUUUCUGACCUAGGAGCUGAGCUUAGGUCCUCUGCAGGAGAUAUGUCUUCUAAUUGUCUUGCUGUAAGAUUCCUAAGAAAGAGAUUUGCUCUCUACACUUCAAAAGCACUAAAAUAAUGGAGAUGGUACAAACUGUUCCCUUUUACCUGAAGCUUUGUGGCUCCCUCACAAUUCUUAGACUGCUGGUGUUAGAAGCUGUGACUGAUACCCAAUAUCAGACACCUUCCUGUAAACUUUCCCUGUCUUGGGGUCAAGAUUAACAAGCUGUUGAUCCCUCUUCUCACUUAUGUAUGACUCACUCUCACCUGUUAAUUCAUAUCCUCAGGAAGAAAAGUUUAGAGAUGACUGGGGAAGAGGGGAAAUAAUUUGAUCUUGAAAGGCAGGGAGAAGCUUGGUGAGGCAGGGGUAUUUUGGUGUAUUGAAUCUUGCUGCCUAAUUGUGCAUAAUUUGUUGUAUAGUAGAAAAGUCCUGCUUAUUCUUUGCUAUUUCCAGGUUUGUUUGGUUUGAGUUUUUUUCAUCUUGAAUACCGAACAGAUCCAAUUGCUGCUGUUAGAAGGGGAAGCCUGUCUACCGAGAAGGGUCCAUAAUGAUUUUCUUCACUUCUUGGAGAGUUUUUGAAUGCUAAAUUGCCUGUGUGUAUUCUUCAUGUACCAUAUGCAAAUAUUCUUCAGGAAGUGAUACUACCACUUCAGACAGUCAAUAUUUUCUAUGUAAGAACUGUACACGUUUCCUAUACUGCCAAGAAUGUAUAUAUAUCUAUGAAGACUUAAGAUUGUAUCUUUUUGAGCAAGUCUCUUUCUUUAACCAUCUGAAAUUUUCCUCCUGUUUCUCAAGUUCUCUGCUAAUUUAUUAGACACUUGUGUUACAUUGUGUACUUUUUUGUAUUGGCUGUAUUGCUAUAUUUCUCCUUUCCCUCAUUAAAACCUGUUCUUCUCA
Messenger RNA from Struthio camelus australis, 14466 nucleotides. It is a transcript of the gene VEZT, whose product is annotated as vezatin, adherens junctions transmembrane protein. The record is from RefSeq and is a predicted model, not a curated record. Gene Ontology annotation, cellular component: plasma membrane. Gene Ontology annotation, molecular function: myosin binding. Gene Ontology annotation, biological process: cell-cell adhesion. NCBI's taxonomy places the organism in Eukaryota, Metazoa, Chordata, Aves, Struthioniformes, Struthionidae.